AUGGGGUCUGAGGACGCUGGUACCCAGAACCCAAGUUUUACAAUCAUGACAUUUUACCCAACCAUGGAAGAAUUUACAGAUUUCAACAAAUACAUUGCUUAUAUGGAAUCCCAAGGUGCACACCGAGCUGGCGUAGCCAAGGUAAUUCCUCCCAAGGAGUGGAAAGCCAGACAGACCUAUGAUGACAUCAAUGACAUCUUAAUAGCUGCUCCCCUCCAGCAGGUGGCCUCUGGGCAGGCAGGGGUGUUUACUCAAUACCAUAAAAGGAAGAAAGCCAUGACCCUGAGAGAGUAUCGCUGCUUGUCAAACAGUGAAAAAUAUCGGGCUCCACCACACCGGAAUUUUGAAGAUUUGGAGAGAAAAUAUUGGAAGAAUCGCAUCUAUGAUUCACCAAUUUAUGGUGCUGAUGUCAGUGGCUCCUUGUUUGAUGAAAACACUAAACAGUGGAACCUUGGGCACCUGGGAACGAUUCUGGACCUAUUGGAGCAGGAAUGUGGAGUUGUCAUCGAAGGCAUCAACACUCCCUACCUGUACUUUGGGAUGUGGAAGACCACCUUUGCUUGGCACACGGAGGACAUGGACCUUUACAGCAUCAACUACCUGCACUUCGGGGAGCCCAAAACUUGGUACGCGGUGCCCCCAGAACACAGCCAGCGCUUGGAACGUCUGGCUCAGGAGCUUUUCCCGGGCAGUUCCCGGGGCUGUGAGGCCUUCCUGAGGCACAAGGUGGCCCUCAUCUCGCCCACUGUCCUCAAGGACAAUGGGAUUCCCUUCAGUCGCAUGACUCAGGAGGCUGGAGAGUUCAUGGUGACCUUUCCCUAUGGCUACCAUUCUGGCUUCAACCAUGGCUUCAACUGCGCGGAAGCCAUCAAUUUCGCGACCCUGCGAUGGAUCGAUUCUGGCAAAGUCGCAUCUCAGUGCAGCUGCGGGGAGGCCAGGGUGACCUAUUCCAUGGAUGCCUUCGUGCGCAUCCUGCAACCCGAGCGCUAUGAGCUGUGGAAACGCGGGGAAGAUCGAAUGGUUGUGGACCACAGGGAGUCCAGGGCGCCAGCCAGCCAGGAGCUGAGCCAGAGCGAGAUCCAAGUGCUCAGGAGAGCCGCGCUGGGCCUGAGGCUCCUCCCACCCUGCCGGCCCCCAGACUUCCCUCAUGGUCCUGGUCAUCGUCCUCGGGAACUGGGGCUUCAGGAGCCGACCCUCCUGCCUGACGCCAAGAGGAGAGUCUUGCAGGGCACAGCACACUCAGUUGUGGGCACGGAGCCUCAUCCCCUAUCUGCUAAUGGAGGGUUGAUGCACGAGCCUGCACCUUUGAGCCCUGGACUCCUGUAUCCUGCCAUGGCAUCUGGCUGCUGCUGUGCCCCCGAUCUCCAACCCUUGGGGCCCCCACUGGAUCCCAAUAAUCAGAUGCACCCUGGCCCCUGCCUGCUAUCCCUGGACAGCAUUGACCUGGAUCUCCCUGACAUUGUCCCCCUGACUCCUCUCAAUGCCAUUGUGUCUUUGAAAUAG
Molecule: messenger RNA, 1503 nt
Organism: Propithecus coquereli (Coquerel's sifaka)
Lineage: Eukaryota; Metazoa; Chordata; Mammalia; Primates; Indriidae
Product: lysine-specific demethylase 4D-like
Exons: 2
Coding region: 1-1503 (500 amino acids)
Biological process (GO): chromatin remodeling
Cellular component (GO): nucleus
Molecular function (GO): histone H3K9 demethylase activity
Source: RefSeq, a predicted model, not a curated record